Acanthopagrus latus (yellowfin seabream) is the source of this 986-nucleotide messenger RNA. RefSeq names its product transcription factor 15 (gene tcf15). Gene Ontology annotation, biological process: regulation of transcription by RNA polymerase II; developmental process. The transcript is spliced from 2 exons. Bases 181 to 723 code for a protein of 180 amino acids. Gene Ontology annotation, molecular function: DNA-binding transcription factor activity, RNA polymerase II-specific; RNA polymerase II transcription regulatory region sequence-specific DNA binding; protein dimerization activity. Lineage: Eukaryota; Metazoa; Chordata; Actinopteri; Spariformes; Sparidae. The record is from RefSeq and is a predicted model, not a curated record.
GUCAGGGUCCGUCCUGAAAAUAGGCCAGAGCAAACUCAAGUGGGUCAGCUUUAUUGAAAAACGCCCUAACCAAAGUAGUGGUUAAAUGCAGCACUGUGUGCCGUACUGAGAUGUAGGGUCGGUCCCUGAGUUGGUUUCCGGUCUGAUCGAUCAGAGGAUUUGGGACCUGUUUUUUUUUAAAUGAUGACUUUCGCCAUGCUGCGGCCUGUGGCGACACAUGUGAUCUACUCAGACUUCACUGUCACGUCCGAGGAUGAUGAGAACCGCAGCGAGAGCGACGGCAGCUCGGAGCAGAGCUACUGCGGCUCCACCGAGAAACGAAGACGGAUUUCGCGCAAUCUGGAAGGAGAAACUGUGGUGGUCAUGAAGCAGAGGAGCGCAGCUAACGCCCGGGAGAGAGGAAGGACCCAGAGCGUCAACACGGCUUUCACAGCUCUCCGGACUCUCAUACCCACCGAGCCGGUGGACAGAAAGCUCUCCAAAAUCGAAACUCUUCGACUGGCAUCCAGCUACAUCUCCCAUCUGGCCAACGUGCUUCUCCUCGGGGACGGCGGCGCGGACGAGCAGCCCUGCCUCGGCGCGGUUCAUGCGCAGGGAGAGAGCGGGGCGCAGCAGCCGAGGGCCAUCUGCACCUUCUGUUUGAGCAAUCAGAGGAAAGGGAUAAAGGAUGGGAAAGACUGUUUAAAGAUGCGAGGGCUGGGUCCACUGCGAAUGAGACGUUGACUGAAGACCAGUGAAUGAUCAGCAGCCUGAAAAUCCUCAAAGACUUUCUCAGGGAAGAGUCAACGCUGGUGUUACACAACACACACACACACACACACACACACACACACACACACACACACACACAGACACAUGCUGGAUCAAAUGAUGGAAUCAAAGAAGAGACUAUUUAUACUUGACUGAGAGUUUUAAGCAUAAGCCUUUCAAAGAUGCAGUGCAUUUGUUUUGAAACUUAUGAUUUUUUUUGUCCUUUUUUCCCUCAC